Messenger RNA from Strigops habroptila (Kakapo), 1780 nucleotides. RefSeq names its product syntrophin beta 2 (gene SNTB2). Gene Ontology annotation, cellular component: synapse; dystrophin-associated glycoprotein complex; intracellular anatomical structure. The transcript has 7 exons. NCBI's taxonomy places the organism in Eukaryota, Metazoa, Chordata, Aves, Psittaciformes, Psittacidae. The record is from RefSeq and is a predicted model, not a curated record. Gene Ontology annotation, molecular function: structural molecule activity; protein binding.
AGCGGCAUGGCCAUAUGGACCCACGCUUGGAAAGCAGGGCUGCUGGAGCUCCUACUACGGGAACGUUGGGUGUGGGUAGUGGCGGAGCUGAGCAGAGAAGUGUUGAGCCUAAUGGUGGAACCAAGAAGCAGCGAAGCGGCGGUGGUUAACAGCGUGGUUAAUGGCAACUCAGAGGUGGCGCCCGGUUGCAUGCAGAGGGUGCGGGUGGUGAAGGCGGAGGCAGGAGGGCUCAUUAUCAGCAUCAAGGGAGGUUGAGAGAAUCGUAUGCCGGUGCUCAUCUCACAUAUCUUCCAGGGGUUGGCGGCAGAACGGAGCGAGGUGCUCCGUCACGGCUACGCCAUCCUCGCCGUUAAUGGUGUUGAUCUCCGGGAUGCUACCCACAAUCAAGCUGUCCAGGUGCUGAAGUGAGCUGGGAGGGAAGUCAUCCUCGAAGGACCUCCGCUGAAGUUCAUGUGGGAGGUGACCCCCUACACCAAGAAGUCCUCACUGGUGUCGGACCUGCCCUGGGAGGGGGCCGCCCUGCAGUCACCCAGCUUGAGUGACAGCAAGGACUCGGGCUCCCCCCAGCACCAGGGCCCCCAUGACUGCAAGGCAAUCCCCCUGAAGGUGUGCUUCACCACUAGGAAUCUCAGCAUGCCUGACCUGGAGAACAGGCUGAUUGUGCUGCACUCGCCGGACCGCCAUAACACCCUGAUCCUGCGCUGCAAGGACACGGAAAUGGCACACUCCUGGUUCACAGCCCUGCACACCAACAUCGUUGCCCUGCUCCCCAAGGUGCUGGCUGAGCUCAACACCAUGCUGAGCACCGGUGGCGCUGCAGCCGGCAGCAGGGAGGUGAAGCACAUUGCCUGGCUGGCCGAGCAGGCGUGUCUGGACAGAGGGCGGCAGCAGUGGCGGCCCAUCCUCAUAGAGGUGACAGAGAAGGACCUGCUGCUAUAUGACGGCAUGCCCUGGACCAGGGACGUCUGGGCCUCCCCUUGCCACAGCUACCCACUGGUGGCUACCAGGCUGGUCCACUCAGGCUCAGGCUACUGCUUGUCCGCUCUGGGCUCAGAGCUCACCUUCGCCACCUGGAUGGGCUCCCACCAGGGUGUGGAGAUGCACAUCUUCCGUGUGGAGACCCACUGGGAUCUCUCAUCCUGGACACAUGUCCUGGUCCAGGGCUGCAACACUACUGGUGAGCUGAUCAAGGAGGUGACUGCAGGCUCAUUGCUGGGCAGGCAGGAGGUGCAGCUCUGCAUCCACUAUGAGGGCAGCUUCACCAUCCAUUGCAAGGAGCCGGACGGCAGAGUCCUCGUCUGCUACCCCUAUAAGAGGCUGAAGAUGUCAGCAGACGAUGGCAUCAGGACUCCCUACCUUGACUUCGGGGGCCCCAAGGGGGAGCUGGUGCUGGACCUGCAUUCCUGCCCCAAGCCCAUUGUCUUUGUCCUGCAUGCCUUCAUCUUGGCCAAAGUCACCCGCAUGGGGCUGCUGGCAUAGGUCAUCCUGGCCUCCACCCACCUUUCCCCAUCAUAAACCAGGAGGAAAGUGGAGGGGCCCCACACACUUCCUGCCCCACCAGUGCCUUGCCGGAGCUGGGACUCACUGCCCCAAGAGCUGCUGGGGCAACAUCAGGGUGGCUGCCUUGGGACGGAGGGUCUGAGUCUCUCCUGCUCCAUGCCAGUGAUCCCAGCUCCCCCUGGUGCUGGUGGGGGCCAGGGCACAGGCAUCAGCUUUAACCCCCCUGGGCCUGGAGCCAUCACUCAUCUCACUGACUGUGCCUUGGAGCACCCCGGUGCUC